GCCGUUCUCCUACCCAUAAAUACGUUCGCGAGCGUCAAGCUUGCUCUUUACUCUCUUCAUUCUCUCUUUUGCUCCGUCAGCUCACUGAGUCACUGACACUCAUUACGCUCGCCCUUGUCGAUCCUUGAGUAUCUCCGCACCUGUUUCGUUCGUUGCAAGAACAGCUCGAUUAUUUAUUUUCUGCCCCUGGUUUUUGUGUUUUUUGCUUCCACUCUCGUUCUCACGCCCCCGAUCCCGUUUCUCUAGCUUUUGAAUCGACCCUCGGUUCCUCCUGCGACCAUGAAAGCCUUCGGCUACUUGCUAGCUGGGGCGGCUUUGCUCCCAGACUUCGUUCUCGGUAGCCUUAGUCCCGCUCCGCAUGCCAAUCUGCCUAAUGGUUGGAGGUAUAAGGGAUGUUAUGCCGACAAACCUUUCGAUCAUCAAGCCGCAGACCAUCCCAACCUCGCUGCCAGGGGUGCCGCCGCCAUCUAUCGUCGUGCCUUGGGCGGAUAUUUCUAUCAAACGAGACUGAAUGGCGGAUCCCAUUGCAUCAGUCAGUGUACUGCGAUGGGAUACAAGUAUGCCGCUACCAAUGACAACCAGUGCUGGUGCGACAAUGCCAUCGCCUCCAACGGCACCAGUACCACCGCCCCUGCAUAUGGUGUACCGGAUCCGGACAACACUUUGUGCCAAACUCCCUGCAGAGGCAAUAAACGUGAGGCCUGCGGUAACUAUCCUUCGGGCAGCAACAACACUCAUCGUCUGUCGCUUUACGAAUACUUUAUCAAAAAUUUGUACUUUCGUUUUCUUUUCUACUACCGGAAUACGACUCGAAACUACGACACGGUGGGGGAGGAAAGGUGUAUGGAAUACCAUGGGGUGGAGGCCAAUGGUGAAGGGGCAAGAGGAGGAAAUGUUCCCGCUGCGCUAGAUGGUCUGUGGGAAAGAAUAGUACUGAGUUCACAACUUACUCCUCGCAAAGAUGAGGUUGCUAAGUGGGACAGCACAGUAAAACCAUCAGAGAUUCAAAUGAACGUUAAUUUGUCUAAAAAUUGGCAAAUAUGGGCAGGAGUGAGACAUUAG
This is a messenger RNA of Cucurbitaria berberidis CBS 394.84, 1062 nucleotides long. RefSeq lists its product as uncharacterized. The transcript is spliced from 5 exons. Lineage: Eukaryota; Fungi; Ascomycota; Dothideomycetes; Pleosporales; Cucurbitariaceae. The record is from RefSeq and is a predicted model, not a curated record. The coding region runs from base 280 to 1062 and encodes 260 amino acids.